AUUCAAAGUUUCAUUAAUUAGUUUAUCGAAAGAAAUCGGAACGAACGGUCGUGUACAAGUAACAAUUAGUAGAAUUUCGCUUUUGAUAUGGAAAACUGUGGUAAUAAUUUCGCAGAUAAAAGUGAUAAUGAGCGUUCGCCAGUUUUGAAUUAUUAUCGUGGAAAAACAGUAUUGCUAACAGGUGUGACCGGUUUCCUCGGAGAAUGCUUCGUGGUAAAAUUAUUGAGAAUUGGCGUAAAGACCGUCUACGUAUUAAUACGUUCCCGAAAAAACAAAACACCGCAAGAAAGAUAUGAACAAUUGCUGAAGAGUCCAAUUUUCGAAUUACUUCGUAAAGAACGACCCCAAUUUGCCAAUGACAUCAUACCCAUAUCUGGUUCGUUGGACGAACUUGAACUGGCGAUAUCGAAAGAGGACCAGGCAAUGCUAGCCGAGAACAUUCAACUAAUAAUACAUUCAGCUGCAGAUGUUCGAUUCGACAUUCCGAUUGCUAACGCUACAAUCAGAAAUAUUCGCGGCACCAGAGAACUAUUGAAACUUGCACAGAAAAUGAAUAAUUUGGAAAAUUUCAUUCACAUUUCAACGGCCUACGCAUUUUGUAUGCGUAAAGUGAUUGGUGAAGAAUUUUACGAAACGCCAUUCGACUCCGAGGUGGUAAUAAGAAUGGCCGAAAAUAUGACCAGCGAAGAUGAUCAAACUGCUUUAGUGGCGUUCCGAGACAAAAUCAUACACCCGUGGCCGAAUACAUACACGUUUACGAAGGCUAUAACAGAACUAAUGGUUCGCAAGUACGAAAAACAUUUCAAAAUUACCGUCAUCAAACCAUCGAUUGUAACGGCAACAUUCCGCGAACCGAUUCCAGGAUGGGCUUCAAAUUUUUCCGGAGCGAACGGCGUUUUUGCUGGAAUAGUUGGAGGUGUACUAAGAUGCUUUAAAAUUCAAAAGGACAUAGCCAUAGACAUGGUGUACGGUGAUUAUGUAGUUAAUGGAGCACUGGCUGCUGGUCACGAUAUUUCCAUCGGAGGAAAUAUUGGUAAACCGCCAAUUUACAACAUUGUAUCAAGCAACGAUUAUGUUACAACAUUUGAUCAAAUGGUGGACGAAAUCCUACCAUUACGCCUUAGCGUUGUCCCCUCUAAGGCGCUUUGGUUUCCAACUUGCACUGUUUGCCGUGACAGUGUUUCCUUCUUUUUGUGCAAUUUGUUUUUCCAUAUUAUUCCGGCAGUCCUUUUCGAUCUUGGACUCCUGCUUAAGGGCAAAAAACCGCAGAUUAUAAAACUAUAUCGUCAGAUACAUUCGUUUGGUGAUGUGAUUAACUUCUUCAUUUGCAGUACAUUCAAAUUUGAGAACAAAAACAUGAAAAGGGUUUGUAAGAGCCUGACACUGGCAGAUAAGCAAAUAUUUCCAUGCGAUUUUGCCGAUGCGUAUUGGCCUGAAUACCGGGACUGUUAUGUUAAAAUAGGUAUAACGCAAUCGCUUCUCAAUGACAAGUCGGACGAAAAGACCUUGAAUCGUAAUUCUACAAUAUGGAAGUUUAUCCAUUAUGGACUUCUGUCAUUUGGUGCCUUAUGUACAGCAUUUUUCUUUUACGUGGUCUUUAAGUGACUAAUUAUAGAAUUGCCAUUUUUGUAGUAGAAGAGUCAUUCAUGAAAUACAACUGUCGAGAAAUAAAUAUUAAAUCAUUCAAGGAACAUUGAAUUUAAAAUAACU
Messenger RNA from Bradysia coprophila, 1710 nucleotides. RefSeq names its product fatty acyl-CoA reductase wat-like. Gene Ontology annotation, biological process: long-chain fatty-acyl-CoA metabolic process. The record is from RefSeq and is a predicted model, not a curated record. Lineage: Eukaryota; Metazoa; Arthropoda; Insecta; Diptera; Sciaridae. Gene Ontology annotation, cellular component: peroxisome. Gene Ontology annotation, molecular function: alcohol-forming very long-chain fatty acyl-CoA reductase (NADP+) activity.